This is a messenger RNA of Meyerozyma guilliermondii ATCC 6260, 1371 nucleotides long. RefSeq lists its product as uncharacterized. The record is from RefSeq and is a predicted model, not a curated record. Gene Ontology annotation, molecular function: oxidoreductase activity. Gene Ontology annotation, cellular component: late endosome; cytoplasm. The transcript has a single exon. The coding region runs from base 1 to 1371 and encodes 456 amino acids. NCBI's taxonomy places the organism in Eukaryota, Fungi, Ascomycota, Pichiomycetes, Serinales, Debaryomycetaceae. Gene Ontology annotation, biological process: retrograde transport, endosome to Golgi.
AUGCCAGACUCGCUUCGCUUUAAUACUACUCCAUCGGGAAGACAUGUGGGAAAAAAGCACAUCGUUAUCGUAGGAGCCGGAAUCAUCGGCGUUUGCACCGCCUACUAUAUUGUUCACCAUCCCAAAUUCGACUCGGAAAAGUACCAUAUAACCAUGAUCGAGAGCAAAAGAGUGGCUGGAGGAGCUUCUGGAAAGGCCGGAGGUCUUUUGGCACUUUGGGCAUUUCCCCAGCAAAUCGUGCCACUUUCGUUUCGUCUCCACGAAGACUUAAGCAACAAAUACAAUGGAAGUGAAGAGUGGGGGUACCGACGUUUGACCACAGUUUCUUUAGAGGGCGAUAUCUCACACAUAAAAAAUGACCCAGGGUCAGAUUCCGAUUCCGACUCAUUUAUCAACCCUACAAAUCACAGCGAUUCCGACCUGCUGAAACCUCCCAAGAAGACUUCGCGGAGCACCAGGAGCUCCAAGUCGAACAAUCUCCCUCUGGACCUCAAUUGGAUCACCUCGUCGUUAAUAUCGUCAUGCUCGUCUCUUGGCGGAACAGAUACUACGGCGCAAGUACAUCCCUACCAAUUCACCAAUUUUAUCUUGCGAAAGGCUGUAGAAGAUGCCAAUGGAGCGUUGGAACUAAUACUCGGUAAGGUGGACGAAAUCCAGUUUUCGUUGGAUUCCGGGGCUGCUACCGGAGUCACCUAUAAACCUACUAGUGCCAAGGCAAACGAAUCGUUUUCUAAUAAAGUUGUUGAGCUUGAAGCCGAUCUGAUCACAAUGUGCAUUGGUCCAUGGACUUCUAAGGUUCUACCAGAUUGUCCGAUUUCCGGUUUAAGGGCUCAUUCCAUCACCAUAAGUCCAUUCAAAGACCAACCGGUAUCACCAUAUGCCAUUUUCACUGAAUUGAAAACCGGUCCUUCCCUGUACACUUCACCAGAGAUUUAUGCCCGUAAGGAUGAGGUGUAUGUGUGUGGAGAAGGAGACUCGGCUGUAGAUGUUCCGGAAACCACAGAUGAUGUGGAAGUGGUCAAAUCCAAGUGUGAUGAACUUUAUGUGCAAGUUGCAAAAAUGUCUUCAAACUUGCGAAAGGGCACCAUCUUGAAACGUCAAGCAUGUUACUUGCCAGUACUUGAUAUACCAUCAAGCAGUGGACCACUUAUUGGUCCAACUAAUGUCAAGAAUUUGUUUCUCUGUUCGGGACAUUCUUGCUGGGGCAUCAAUAAUGCACCAGGUUCAGGAAAAAUCAUGAGUGAGAUAUUACUCGACGGUGAGGCCAAAUCGGCCAAGAUUUCAAGCUUGGACCCUUCGUUAUACUUUGAUGCAAGCGCAUUGUUGGACGAUGACAAGUCUGCUACAGCCUCGAUUGCAUCGAUAUCCUAG